This is a messenger RNA of Colletes gigas, 1694 nucleotides long. RefSeq names its product bcl-2-related ovarian killer protein homolog B (gene Buffy). Gene Ontology annotation, biological process: regulation of apoptotic process; extrinsic apoptotic signaling pathway in absence of ligand; intrinsic apoptotic signaling pathway in response to DNA damage. Gene Ontology annotation, cellular component: mitochondrial outer membrane. The coding region runs from base 711 to 1562 and encodes 283 amino acids. Gene Ontology annotation, molecular function: protein heterodimerization activity; protein homodimerization activity. NCBI's taxonomy places the organism in Eukaryota, Metazoa, Arthropoda, Insecta, Hymenoptera, Colletidae. The record is from RefSeq and is a predicted model, not a curated record. The transcript is spliced from 5 exons.
UUCACUCGUUGGUUCAGUUUACGUAUUCUAUACUACUACGAAAUGAUUCAUCUCUAUCAAAAAUAUAUAGUACUAAUGAUUAUAGACAGCGAAAUCAAUUCGAAAACAAUUUUAUUAAAAAUAUUACGACUAUUUGGCCCAACAUUCGUGCAUUCACAGAUUCAUGAAACUCUUCUGCCUAUUGUUUAAAAUUAAUUCGCUUGUGUCUGGCGACAGAAAUGUUUUCGUAGUAGCUUGACCGUAGUACAAUGGUGUAAGUUGGGAUAACACUUACACGGCGUUGACGUAUAGUUUCACAUUGCAUCGUUUGUAGUUGAAAAGUCACCAGUAUUCUACGCGCUGUGCUUCCUACAAUUUCGACGGCGCGCCGACGUGUUCCUCGCGCGCGUUCCGAUCAUCGUAAAACUACUUUCUUUUCUAUUUAAUGAAACAAUAGUUCGGUCAAGGUACAAUUACGUGUUUCGUAAAGAAACACGAACAAUACUCCGUGAAAUAUUCGUGGACAGUACGAAAGUUUACUACGGUGCAUAAAGUUCGAAAAACAAUCGACUAACAAUUAAUAUUAAACCAGUGUACAAAAUUGAUAUUUUACGAGCGUGGUGUAACCGUGGUUGUGACCGAUAACGAAACUAGUAAUAACUGUUUGCACCUUCGUGGAAUCCAAGCCUGAGAAGCCUGAAUGGCAGGAAUAUUCUACGGAGGAUUCCUCAAUGUCUGGACUCGUCGGUUCUUUACGAAACCUGGAGGAGACUUCCGGGAACGCAGCGCAACCUUAUCGAAAGAACAGCCUCGCCAUUGCUUUGCACUCGAAUCUGACCGGUUUCACGGCCGCUAACAAUCAAGAGAUCUCCACUUUUCACGUGGUCGACUCGGCGCGAAGACGACUGAGCAAUGUCAGCGACGUGGUAUCUAGGAAGAUCUCUCACACGAUACGCUGGAGGACCGUUUCCGCUUCGAUUGAGCUCACCGUGUCACAGGGCUCCUCACUGUGCGCCCAGUAUAUUCGAAAUCGUUUGAAACGAUCCGGAAUCUUUCAACGAAAGCUUGGCCUGAAGAGGAUGAGGAGCGCCAUGUUGCUUCCGGGCGGUGGCGUAGUCGGUGAAGUUUAUCCAGAGUUGACGUCGGUCGGGGCCGAGCUGGAAAAAAUGCAUCCGAAAUUAUUCAAUCGUGUCGCCCGGCAGAUCGGUUGCAGCAACUUCUCGUCGGAACAAUCCACCAGCGAGGCCAUAGUCGACGUCUCCAGAGAGAUGAUCAGAAACGGAGAGAUGACAUGGAGCAAGGUGAUAGCCCUUUACGCGGUCGCAGGUGGCAUUGCAGUGGACUGCGUGCGUCAGGGCAAACCUGAAUACCUGCUCGCCGUACAAAGAGGUAUGACCGAUGUUUUAGAAGAGGAUCUUGCUGUGUGGAUACAAGCGAACGGUGGAUGGUCCUCUUUGGCAACGCGGUACAGGCCUGUAACAGAAGAGUCACCAUGGUACACCCAUAAGUUUGUACUACUAUUUAUAUUUACCAUGUUCAUCGUUGGUACGAUCUCGAUAUUUUUGAAGAUUCUAGUUUUAUAACGCGAGCGAAAUGUAGUUUGGUAAAAAAAAGAAUUUAUUUAUUGUACGACCUUUUAUUCGAAAGAUCCUUAUGAAACCUUUUUCGUAUUACAUGAUACCAGGCCUGUAAAAUAUAUGCGAUUCACGGUGCUA